Messenger RNA from Mycotypha africana, 708 nucleotides. Its product is annotated as NADH ubiquinone oxidoreductase subunit NDUFA12-domain-containing protein. Gene Ontology annotation, cellular component: membrane. The coding region runs from base 1 to 708 and encodes 235 amino acids. The record is from RefSeq and is a predicted model, not a curated record. Lineage: Eukaryota; Fungi; Mucoromycota; Mucoromycetes; Mucorales; Mycotyphaceae. The transcript is spliced from 5 exons. Gene Ontology annotation, biological process: response to oxidative stress; mitochondrial respiratory chain complex I assembly; mitochondrial respiratory chain complex III assembly.
AUGUCGACAAUUGGACGUACAUUGAAAAAUUUUAUGAAGAUCGGGCCCAAACAAUAUAUGAAGCAAUUAGACACCAUUGGUGAUACCAAAUGGGGUAGGCUUGUGGGCAUUGACGCCAACGGCAAUAGAUUCUUUGAAAACAAUGACGAAGUUUCCGGCCGUGAGCGUUGGGUAGAAUAUGCCAGUAAUCAACCUGAUCCAGAGGACAUCGCACCUGAAUGGUACAUGUGGUUGAGUCGUAUUGCUCAAGAACCCCCUACAGAAUGGAAAAUGGAGCCCAAGAAGUGGUGGGGUGAACCUACUCCCAACUUCUCGGGUACCAAGAAGGGUUUCAAAACAUACAGUACUACAGUGCCAAAAUUAUAUUCUUGGGAGCCUACUCAAUAUUUACAAGUGGUACGAGCAUGGCCAAAAGACGAGUUAAGGCCGAAUCGAGGCAUGAAAGAAAUUCUCGCCAAAAGAGUGGAAGAAGGUUUUAAGGGCCCUAAUGCUAAUGAGCUUGAUAUAAAAAAGGCCCAAAGAGAACUAAAAGCUCUACAAAGCAUUCUAGAUAACAAGUUUAAAAAUGACUACCCUUUACCCCAGCAACUAUUUCGUCCUGUUGAUAACCCACAAUAUUAUGAACGAUUAAUAUCAUCAUUGGAAGCGCAGAAGAAAGGUUCAACGAGUGUUUUCAACUUUGCUAUGAAGACAUUGUUCAAGAAGUAG